AUGUUCGCCUCCCAAGCUAGCUCUACCGGCGUCUACGUCCCGGUCCACCGCCGAGGGCGUAGCUCUGACUCGACUUGCUCUGGGUCUGACUCCGAAUCAUACGGCGCGCGCUCGCCUUCGCCUGCUCUGUCCGCCACUUCAAGCACCUUCUCCGCACACAAUUUCCCAGUGUACACUCUCUCUGAGCUCCUUGCGCUUGCGGAGUCGCCCCUGACCAAGGGUGCACUGGAUGCCGAGACCCUCACGGCCAUGCGCAACGCUGCGCCCUCGGCGGUGCUCAGCCGGAGACAGAGGAAGAGCGUAGAGUGGCACACGCGUCAUCCCAGCCCCAGCAGCUCUGACGUCCAUAAUACCCACCACGCCCCGCCGAUGUCUAGCCCGCGCUCCAAGGGCGUAGACCGUUCGUCGCGCAGGCCUUCCCAUGGUAGCGCAAGCACCAGCUCGUCGGAUGAUGAGCGUAGUGGUCGCUCGACAUGGAGGCGUGUGCCUGCUCCUGGACGCGUUCUCUGA
Molecule: messenger RNA, 510 nt
Organism: Coniophora puteana RWD-64-598 SS2
Lineage: Eukaryota; Fungi; Basidiomycota; Agaricomycetes; Boletales; Coniophoraceae
Exons: 2
Coding region: 1-510 (169 amino acids)
Source: RefSeq, a predicted model, not a curated record